GUAUUUCAAAUUUCGGUAUGAUGUGAAUGUGAACGUUUAUAUUGUUAUUUACAGUGUGAGUGUAUUCAGUUGAAACUUGUACAAAAUUAUACUUUGAUGUGAUUUUUAACAAUUAUUGACAGAAGAAAUUCAUUAUUUAAAAUGGAAAAAAGUUUAGAAGUUACUGUUAACAUUUCGGAUUAUCUGUUAACACCCCUAUCGUGCUCAUCAUUUGUGAAUACGUUUUUUAAAGGCUUAUUGUACCAAAAGACUCAAAUUCCCUAUCCCUACGCAUGGUUAAAAUGUUCGAUAACAAGAAGACGAAACCGUGAAGAACCACUGGAGCUUAGGGGACCCGACCGUUUCAGAAUAGAAAAUCAGUAUAGAGUAGCUUCAAAACUUUAUGAUGGACUAGAAGAUGUACUCAACGAAUUAGCUAAUGAACUUCGUACGAAUACUGUGAAUGAGAUCUUGAUAUUAUUCGGAUCUACACCACUGACCCCUAAAGAAAUAUGUAGAAUCAAAAUACCUAACUUGGCAUUGGGACAUUUUGAACAAGUUCAUGUGAAAGAGGCUAUCAAACUUCAACAUAAUGCUUUGAGGCAAAUAUUUCUGUCAGAUCUUUGGAUGGAUUCAAUCGAUUCUAGUAUACCAUGCACUAAUAUCUACUUCUAUAUAACGAAACAUAGUGAUGAUGAAUCAUCAAAAUUCAAAGCCUGCAAUCCACUGAAUUUCCAGAAUAACGUGAAACAAUAUACAAUAAAGCUCAAUCCAGAUUUAUCUAAAGACUACUCAUGUUGUAGAGUAUAUGAUGAGAAUAAUGAAAUCUUGGAAAAUGAAGAUACUACUGCAAAUUCCACCGAGCAAGAAGAAAAACCUUUAUCUUGGUAUCAAUUUGAUAAUAGGUUAGAAGGAUACAGCAAUUUAUAUAUUGAGGGAAUAGGAGUGAGUGAUCUGUGGUAGUAUUCUUAGUUAGAAAAUUUAUUUUAUAAUUCUUCAGAUCUAAAGUGAAAUUGACUCAGAUUUAUUCGCAAAUAAUUUUAUACUGUCAAUUUAUUAUAUAUUUUUAUUCAUUAUUGUAUAAUAAUUAUGAAAUGUACUCAUAUUCUAUAUACAUAAUUGAAAAAUUUA
This is a messenger RNA of Harmonia axyridis, 1110 nucleotides long. RefSeq names its product MAD2L1-binding protein. Gene Ontology annotation, biological process: regulation of exit from mitosis. The record is from RefSeq and is a predicted model, not a curated record. Lineage: Eukaryota; Metazoa; Arthropoda; Insecta; Coleoptera; Coccinellidae. The transcript has 2 exons. Gene Ontology annotation, cellular component: nucleus. The coding region runs from base 142 to 942 and encodes 266 amino acids.